Messenger RNA from Metarhizium brunneum ARSEF 3297, 1575 nucleotides. It is a transcript of the gene sif2, whose product is annotated as Sad1-interacting factor 2. NCBI's taxonomy places the organism in Eukaryota, Fungi, Ascomycota, Sordariomycetes, Hypocreales, Clavicipitaceae. The record is from RefSeq and is a predicted model, not a curated record.
AUGGAGCCCCAAGUCAUCAGCGAAAACACACCCCUGAUUCCUACCACGCCUCCUACUUCCGAUCCCCGGCCCCGAAACGCUCGAACCGUCACCUUUUGCCCCGACCCCGUUACCAAGACCUUCGAACCCGAGUCCUAUUCCUCUCGGAGCAGCGCUGCAUCCGCCAGCAGCAACCUUCCUCCCGGGCCACCUCGUGUCAGCCCGCCCGUCCUCACCGCAUUGAACAACAAGCUCAAAAGGCGCAAUAGUCACGGCAGCGUCACCAUACCCACCACCACCACCACUGCUCAACCAUACCUCGGCUCCAAGAUUGGGCCGCAGCGAAGUACCAAGAAGACGGAGAAGCUGAAGCUCUUACCAAACCCCGACAUUGAAGAUGGUGAAGAUGAAGAGAGCGGCCGAGAUGUUUACUCUCAGUACACGAGAAUUAAGGAUCCCACUGCGAGGAGAGACGCUGCGAGACUCGGCAAAAGCGACCGCGAUCGAUUACCCCGGGUCACGGCCUAUUGUACCGCCGACAAGUACCAGAUGGACUCAUUAAUGCGCUUCCUCAAGGGUCGGGGCAAAGCGCGUGGUGCCAACCCCAAAAUCAUCGACGAAUGCAUCUAUACUCCCUACUCCUACACCAAACCCACCAGAAUUCACCAGGACCCAGUCCGGAGCUACCUGCGGCGCCACUCAACCGGCAGCGAGAUCAUGGAAGACGAGGUCCAGCGCCAUCAAACUCUUGGUUUGCAAAACCAUGACUCCGGCUACGCUGACGAGUCCUCUGCCAACAAUAUUCCCGAUCCCAGUCAUUUAGGCAAUGAAAGCCUGCUGGGACCAGCCGUCACAGAAGAAGCGCCCGCGGCAGACGACAUCUUGGAUUUUGAUACCCAAGUUCACACCCCUGAAGUAUUUCUGUUUGACUACGGGGUCGUGGUCAUAUGGGGCAUGACGGCAUCACAAGAGGCCAAGUUCCUCAAAGAGCUGGCCAAAUUCGAGCUAGAAAAGCUGGCGCCAGACGACAUAGAGACUGAGCUCUUCAACUUUUACUAUACCCGCGAGUACCAGGCUCGCAUAUACAACGAUUUCAUCACAUUAAGAGACAGGAACAACUACAUGAUCAAGCUGGCUAUAUCUCACGCACUCGCACAAAGCGUCAAGACGUCCCUGUACGAAGAACUAAUAGCUACCACCGUCGACACCUGCAAAGACAUACCCGCCCACAUCGCCCUCACCGGCAAAAUUAAUCUCUCCCGGAAACAAAUCAACAUGCAAAUAGGCGACCUCUUCAUCCUCCGCAUCGCAAUCCACCUCAAUGGCUCCGUCCUUGACACCCCCGAACUCUUCUGGGUAGAGCCUCAGCUCGAACCUGUGUACCAAGCAGUGAGGAGCUAUCUGGAAAUGGAUCAGCGCGUGGGCCUGUUGAAUGAGAGACUCGACGUUAUUGCCGACCUGUUGGCCGUGCUCAAGGACCAGUUGAGUCAUGGUCACGGCGAGAAGCUCGAGUGGAUUGUUAUUAUACUGAUUGCCAUGGAAAUCUUUGUCGCAUGUAUCAAUAUUGCUGUCGAUGUGUGGGCAGGCGACAUGUAA